Thamnophis elegans (Western terrestrial garter snake) is the source of this 1437-nucleotide messenger RNA. RefSeq names its product zinc finger protein RFP-like. Gene Ontology annotation, molecular function: zinc ion binding; protein binding. The record is from RefSeq and is a predicted model, not a curated record. Bases 1 to 1437 code for a protein of 478 amino acids. The transcript is spliced from 7 exons. Lineage: Eukaryota; Metazoa; Chordata; Lepidosauria; Squamata; Natricidae.
AUGGAUCUGCAGGAGAUUGUACGGAAGCUGCAACGGGAACUAACGUGUUCCAUUUGUCUCAAGAGUUUCUUAAACCCGACAACGCUUGCCUGCGGGCACAAUUUCUGCCAUUCCUGCCUUGAGAGUUACUGGGGCGAAUUUCCCACCAUAACUGCUUGUCCUCAGUGUAUGGAGAACACUCCUCAGCUGAGCUUCAUAACAAACGUCCAGCUGGCGAAUAUUACAAAACUGGUUGAAGAGUUGAGUCUUGAUAUAAAGCAAAUCACAGCAGAGGGCCGUGUGUGUAAGAAACACCCUCCAGCUCUCAAGGCUUUCUGCAAGAAUGAGCUCGUCCUCUUCUGUUCGAUGUGUGAUUCACCUCAGGAGCAUCUGACUCACGAUGUUGUCCCUGUGGCUGAAGCUGCCCGAGAGUACAAGGGCCAGUUGUUAAACGUCAUGAGGACUUUAAAGGAUGAAAAAGAAAGGAUUUCAAAAUAUCACUCGGACGAAAGAACCGAAGCUGCCUCCCUAAUUCAACAAUUAGAAGAAGAGAGACAAUUUGUCAUAGCUGAAUUUAAUGGAAUACGUCAGUUUUUGGAACAACAAGAGCACUUUCUGCUGCUUAGAGUUAUUGAAAACUUAGAGAAGGGAAUAAUGUGGGAAAAGGCUAAACAUGCAGCCGUCUUAUUCCGGGAAGUCUCAACUUUUGAUGAACUUAUCCAGACAGUCAAGGAGAAGUGCCAACAAUCAGCAGUUGAGCUUCUGCAGGAUGUGGGAAGCACUUUAAAGAGGUGCAAGCAAACACUUACGAAUCCAGUGUCGAUUCUUCCAUGGAUGAAAUUGAUAGUCUGGGAUUUAUUUGAUUUCAAUGCCUUCCUAGGGAUUCUCAUGAAACAAUUCAAAGAUGUCUUGGUAGCUGGAUAUCAGAUUCAUAAAGCAAAUGUGACUCUGGAUCCGGACACAGCUCAUCCCAGGCUCAUCCUCUCAGAAGAUCUUAAAAGCUGCUGGAUGGGAACAAAAAGCCAACAACUCGUCCAGGACAACAGGAGAUUUGACCACAUGAUGUGUGUGUUGGGGCGCGAGAGGUUCGUCACCGGCAGGCAUUAUUGGGAAGUUGCUGUGGAAAACGAGGGCGACUGGGGUGUUGGAGUUGCCCGAAGUUCAGUGAAGAGAAAGGGUGUUAAGGCCCUUUGUAAAAUGGAAGGGAUCUGGGCAAUGACAAAGCGUUAUGGCAGCUUGUGGGAGUACAUAAACCCCCCAGCGUUAAUCUCUGAGCCAAUACAUUGGGAGAUCAAGAAGAUUCGAGUCUCCCUGAACUACCAUGGAGGCCGAGUGGCUUUUUGUGAUGGCGAGAGAGGAAACCUGCUCCAUGCCUUCUCAGUAACUUCGUUUGCUGGAGAACCCAUUUACCCUUUUUUUUGGAUCCGGAAGAAAACCCGUAUCUCGAUUUGUCCCUAA